Messenger RNA from Branchiostoma belcheri (Belcher's lancelet), 2813 nucleotides. RefSeq lists its product as uncharacterized. The transcript has 9 exons. Lineage: Eukaryota; Metazoa; Chordata; Leptocardii; Amphioxiformes; Branchiostomatidae. The record is from RefSeq and is a predicted model, not a curated record. The coding region runs from base 19 to 1674 and encodes 551 amino acids. Gene Ontology annotation, molecular function: calcium ion binding.
UAGCGUGUGGGAAUAGACAUGUCCCCCUCGAAAGUUGAUCCACGCCCCUCAGAGUCAGACCAGCCCUCGGCAGUAGAGAUGGCGGAGAGCGAGGAACAUCCUGACCACGGCGCCCACCACGUCCACUUCGGCCGGACGGAUCGGACGGAGUUCAGCGUGACGACAGCCGCGUCACAGGGAGCUGCGCCUGCUCAGCACGAGCAACACAGUAACAGCAGCAACAGCGGCGCCAGCAACGUGAAUAGCAGCAGCAGCAGCGCUUUCCGGGCGCCGCGGAGUAUCCUCAGGAAGGAAGAACACAACUUUGACCACGACUCUGGGUGCGACUUGGAUAUACCGUUGCCGGAUCAUCUCGCACAAAGGCGCCGGUCAGCCCGCCUGUCCCCGACACACCCGCACUACGGACACGGACCCAGGCGCCACACGGGCACACCGUCCUCCUCCCGGGGUUCUCUGUGUGAUGACGAGUACUUCGCACAUCUCAGUCAGGGCAGGCGGAAGUCGGCCGGGCACCGACGCGAGAGUGGCACUAGUUCGGCCACCGGCAGCUUCGUCAGCCUUCGAUCGGACUAUGAGUGGUACUUGGAACUGACAGACACGCAGAUGACAGCAGCGAAGGAGAUCCUACAUCUGCUGGUUACAGUCCCUCCAGCCAACCUGGACGCCGACCAGCUGUACAACACACUGAAGCCCCUGGACGCAGGUGUGACCAGGCAGGAGGUUUACCAGGUACUGCACAUCCUCAGUAAAGACGCCGACCGGGUGGAAUUCGAGGAGUUUCUCUACGCACUGGCUUACAUCGAGAAGGAAGCAGAAAAGACCGACCAGGAGCCCACACCAAAGACUGUCUACACACAUCGCCAGAGAGUGCUGUACACCGCCAUCGCCGUCCUGUCUAUGAAGGAGUCUGCGAGGUCAUUUGGCGACAUCGAACGGUACUACAGCAUGAAGCGCCGCUUGGCGCCAGAGGUUCUGUCUCACUACACGGCGGGUGCCCGGCUGAUCGGCCUGACAGAGCGACAGCUUUCACGUCACAUUUCCCGCCUUCAUGCGGCCUUCAAGCUCACGGACGAAGAGAGAGAAUCGCCGUACGCUAAGCCACUGCCGUUUGUAGCAUCAACGCCGCCAAAGAAGCUUCAGCCCAAGAUGGCCUGGGGAGCGAAGACGGAAGGUGAGCGAGUCGGUAAGGCAGGUCCAGCCGCCACUAUCGAUGGGACGUCUCCAGCGAGCAGCCGUCCGAAAUCUGCACCUGCCAACACUACCCGGCAGAGGGCGCAUGUGUCUAAAGGCCGGGCAGCAUCAGCCAAGUCGCCGCGCAAACCGCACGUGUCCUACCGCCUCCAUCGGGCCGACGUGCCGCUGCCGGCCAUGCCGUCCUCGGAGAUCCGCACAUUCGACGAUCUAGACGACAUGCGGAAAAAGGUGUCCACUGAGAUUGAGCGGUACUACCAGGGUCUGCGCAAGUUCGCUGUGAACCAAGCUAAAAACUUCAGCGAGAAGCUUGUGUUUGAAGACAUCCCGGACCAGCUACAGGACAAUUAUCAGCAGGUUACCAAGGCCUACCUGCCUCAGCGGGAGAACCAAGUCUUCGUCAUCGCGCCGUGGAUCAACACCCGCAACAGCCUCUUCAUCAGGUACAGAGGACCGUCCAGGCCCCGCAGCGCCUUCACGUAAAGGCACUCCCACACACUCUCUAUGGGGUACGGAGAUAGACAAUUCUACGGUUAAGUUUAAGAUAACUUGGAAGCAAAUGUUAUGAAGCAUGUGUCAGUGCGUGAUUUAAAUUUUUGCCGUUUUUUCCAAAACUCUUCUCAUUCGCACGUACCAUACUGAUAGCUGUACUGCACGAUAGGUUGCAGAUAAAGCGCCGGUAGAGCCUGGACGUCAGGAAACGCUCGUUAUUGUCAUGAGUUAUCGUCAUGUAGACAAUAACUAUUUGUCAUUCUUACGACUUGGGAUACGUUACACGUCUCUUCUUCUGUCAACAGACAAUCCAGGAAGGAUAGUGGUCAGAAAUCAUGUUUGUACGUUGAACGUUUGUUGAAUUCACCCGAGAGCUGCAAACUUGACGAUGUCAUGUCGUAAUGAUGACAGACAUGCUGCACUCGCCGUAAACACGCUGUUACAUAUUGCAGUUGGCAGGAGGCAUUUUCCUUAAGUGGACAUACCUGAUGAUAACUGGAUAACAGAAGAAGUCUGUUUUAAUAAAUCCUGCUGAUGAGCUUGAAAUCUCCUCGUGCCCUCUUCUGGCGAUGAUUUGAGUUUCCAACUCAUUGGCAUGCAACCGCUACUACGGGAUUACACGUUUUCGCUACAUGUUUAUUAAUUGAGUGCUCAGGGGAAAAUAAGGAGGUGUCCUAAACUAGUAAGUAUAUCCUACAGGUGGUCAUUAAAAUUCACAGGUUUCUGGUUGACAGUGUUUUCCAGGGCUGUAGUAGGCAGGAUUAUGUUUUUCAGGCUUUUGUAACGGAGACUGGAAUAAAUGGAGCAAAGCAUGUGCGUGUGUUUCAAGCCGGAUGGAAUUAGACCUGAUUGUGAGAACGCAUAAUUCAUAACUAAUAUGUAUUUGCGAAAACAGACUUAAAGGGUGUCCUUUAGGACACUUAUAAUGUAAUCGCGUGUUCGCCAGCUGAGUUAAAAGACGCCAAGCUGUCAUGGGGACAUAGGGAAAACAAAUUGACCAAAACAGAUUACCUGGUCCUGGUAGAUCAGGCAUCAGCGGUGUUUUCGUAUUGAUAUGAGCAUGUAUGUGUUGAAUAUAAACUCACGUGUACAUGACUCCAGUAUAUUGUUAUUUCUGUACGACCCUUUAC